AUGUCUUCUCACACAACUUCUGCUACACGACCUUCAGUUGUUAAUUCAAGAAGUCAAACUACAAGUUGGAGAAAUAAUACACUUCGAGCUUCUAAUGAGAGUGACGGCGGGAGUGUAGAUAAUGUUAAAAGUUCGAAACCGUACCCAUUAGCCAACGAGUGGACAUUUUACCACGAUAAAUAUGUCGCUAAUGCCACUCCUGAAGAAUACGAAGAAAAUUUAAAGAGCGUCGCAACUGUAACCACAGUUCAGAGUUUCUGGUCAGUUUACAACAAUAUCAUAGGACCAGAACAACUGCAAUUAAGAAGCAGUCUUCAUUUCAUGAAAAAUGGAAUUCGUCCCGUAUGGGAAGAUCCACAUAAUGAAAAUGGAGGCGCUUGGUCGUUUCGUGUCAACAAAUCCAAUUCACAAAUAGUUUGGAGAGAAUUGCUCAUAUAUAAUUCUGAUAUUUUCGCUAUUUGGAAUAAGAAUGCAAACGCACAUGAAAAUUCUAAAGUAAUGGAGAAAUUGCAAAAAUUACUAGAACCCGAACUUCAAAGUCCAUAUUAUAAAGUCCAUAAAGACCAUGCUGCAUUUAAGAAAUAG
Funneliformis mosseae is the source of this 585-nucleotide messenger RNA. The record is from the annotation of a GenBank genome assembly. Lineage: Eukaryota; Fungi; Glomeromycota; Glomeromycetes; Glomerales; Glomeraceae.